Molecule: messenger RNA, 2155 nt
Organism: Nicotiana attenuata
Lineage: Eukaryota; Viridiplantae; Streptophyta; Magnoliopsida; Solanales; Solanaceae
Product: protein ABCI12, chloroplastic
Exons: 7
Coding region: 114-1277 (387 amino acids)
Cellular component (GO): chloroplast
Source: RefSeq, a predicted model, not a curated record
CCAUAAAACAUCCCAAAUGGAACUCAAAUGACAAAAAAAAUAAAAAAAUCCUUUCAUUUCACACCCCUGUAAAUUGUAAACUGUGAUCUCCUCCUCCUCUUCAUCACCCAUCCAUGUAUACUAAGCUCCUCCACAACAACCCAACUUUAACAGCGCCACUUUCUUCAAUCCAUGCCUUCAGACCCAUAUCCUUCCCAAUAUUCACUCCAUACUUUACAACAAAGCCCCUUUAUCUCCAUCUUCAACACAAAAAAUCAAGAACCUUUAUCAGCUGUGCAGCAAAUAGUGAUAGUGUUAAGGGUUCAGUGAGCUGGGCUGAAUUGCUUGAAAAAUGGUCACCAAAAAACUUUAUUGGAGCUGAUAAACUAUUUAGAUCCAUAUCUGGUGCAACUUCAAGCCCCAUUGCUCAGUACAUACCUUCCCCCUUCACUUUCUUGCACUCUGUUGACCCCAGAAUCAAAUUGGCAUGGCUCUUUACUCUGGUUAUUUUACCGGCAAAAUCAAACAUAAUCAUGCGUUUGUCACUGGUUCUGUACUUAGCUAUACUAUCUAUUUUGGUCCAACCUGAACAAGUGUGGAAGGAUCAACUGGGGAGAGUCACACUGCUGUCCGGGAUCUUAUUUAUAAUGUUGGGCCUAAGUACAGACAGUACACCUUCCCUUAUUUCUUCAAGAGCUCCCCCACCUUCAGUAAUGGGAUUACCACCUUUUCCUGCGUCAUUGGAAGGUUAUAAAUAUGUAAUCUUGAAGUUGGGGCCAUUACAACUCACUAGAAAGGGCUUAUCGACCGCUACUACAUCAGCAUGUUUAACCUUCACUAUCUUCCAAAGUGCAAGUGUUUUCCUAUCAACAACAACACCUGAGCAAAUAGCUUUUGCGUUGCGGUGGUUUAUAGCCCCUUUGGCCAACUUUGGUGUCCCUGUUGCUGAAGUUAUCCUUACUCUCCUGCUCUCCUUGAGAUUUAUCAAUCUUGUGUUUGAUGAGGUCAGAAACGUUGCUCUUGGUAUUGUAUCUCGUAGGAUCAAUUGGCAGCAGUUGACAAUUUUGGAGACAAUAGAUGUAUUUUUCACAUAUAUUCGUCGGAUAUUCAGAAAUAUUUUUGUUCACGCGGAGCAAAUAUCUCAGGCAAUGAUUGUUAGAGGUUUUCGAGGAGACAGCACCACUCACAAAAUAUUCUUAUCAGCAGACUCAUCUAAUGGAGUUGCUAAUUAUAUUUCCAUAUCAUGCCUCUUUGGUCUAAUAGCCGUAGUCACUUUGCCCAAGUUCCUUUUACAAUGAAACACGAUAUGCUAAUCAUCUGAUAAAAGAUUCAUCCUCUUGACCUUUUAACCUUCAGCAAUAUUAACCUCCUAAAAAGCAAAUGUUUUCCUUGUCUGCACCUUAUAGUCAAACUUCUCUCUCCUCUCCUUCCUCCACAUUUUCACUCCUUCUCUAGAAGAAAGUCGGAUUCUUUUUUUAGCAGAUGUCCAUGAAGAAGAAAACUGGUCCACUCAGUUUUCUUUAAUAAUUGAAAGCGGCGAACCAAUAAAUCUCCUAAUCUCAAAAGUGAUGGCUGGUUGCUUUCUACCCUUUAUCUAUGAUGAGCAUUGAGGUUGUUAGUUCCAUGGCAGCUGCAUGAGAUCGCGAUGGAAGUGUUUGGACCUGGUUGCCUAUUACAUAAAGUUUGAUCGAUACAUACAUUUUCUGGAUGAACAAGUUACUGCUCCUUGAAACUCAAUGUGACGUUCCGGAUUCUAUCAGGAGAUGGGACUUUAAACAUGUUCCAUUCAAGAGAAGCUAACUGGUGAUUACAAACUUACACAAAGAAAAGUCCUUUUGCAGAAGAAAAUCAUCAAAUCAUCAGGUCCUUGUGAAAUCAGUGGUCAGAGCAGCCGUCGUUGUAGAAUUAUGAGCUUUUGCCUACAACGGUUAGAAAUUGAUAUGGAAAAGUCUAGGGGAGACGGGAUCUUUGAAGCGCUACUGUCAUAAGCUGCAAACAUGAUUCAGUUGGCCCAUUUAAAGGCACCAUUGAAGUGUUGUCUGUAUAAAGUAUAAUCUAUACUAGAACUGUAGGGAAUUUUUGGUACCUGAAGAAAGAAAGAGAACCAGAGUGGACAAUGAUAAAUGUUUUGCUUCCUUUGCCUCAUGAAUAACAGAAAUAUCUGAUUUUUAUUGAA